AGGUAGAGCGAGCCUGGCUGAGAGGAGCCACACAUCUGGAACCAGAAUGUCUGCUCCGGACACAGGCUCGGAGCCCUCUCCAGGGGCAGGCCCCUUUGAGACCACACUGCACAGACUCCGGGAGACCUUCUAUGCAGGGCGGACUCGGCCUGCUGAGUUCCGGACAGCACAGCUGCAGCGCCUGGGUCGAUUCUUGCAGGACAACAAGCAGCUGUUGCAAGAUGCACUGACUAAGGAUCUGGGCAAGCUCACGAAGUUGAGUUCAGCCUUCAUCCGGAAGGAGCCCUUCGGCCUGGUGCUUAUCAUUGGACCCUGGAAUUAUCCUUUGAACUUGAUGAUCACGCCUUUAGUGGGGGCCAUUGCUGCAGGAAACUGUGUGGUGCUGAAGCCAUCAGAAAUUAGCAAGAACACAGAGAAGGUGCUGGCAGAGCUGCUGCCCCAGUAUCUGGACCAGAGCUGCUUUGCUGUGAUGCUGGGUGGGCCUGAGGAGACCGGGCAGCUGCUGAAACACAAGUUUGACUAUAUCUUCUUCACAGGGAGUCCUCGGGUAGGCAAGAUCGUCAUGGCUGCUGCUACGGAACACCUGACACCCGUCACCCUGGAGCUGGGGGGUAAGAACCCCUGCUAUGUGGAUGACAACUGUGACCCCCAGACAGUGGCCAACCGUGUGGCCUGGUUCCGCUACUUCAACGCCGGCCAGACCUGUGUGGCCCCCGAUUAUGUGCUGUGUAGCCAGGAGAUGCAGGAGCGGUUGGUGCCUGCCCUGCAGAAUGCCAUCACGCGUUUCUAUGGAGACAACCCACAGACCUCCCCCAACCUGGGCAGAAUCAUCAACCAGAAGCAUUUCAAGCGGCUCCAGGGAUUGCUGGGCUGUGGCCGUGUGGUCAUCGGGGGCCAGAGCGAUGAGGGAGAGCGCUACAUUGCCCCCACAGUGCUGGUAGACGUGCAGGAGACAGAGCCCGUGAUGCAGGAGGAAAUCUUUGGUCCCAUCCUGCCUCUGGUUACCGUGGGGAGCCUGGAUGAAGCCAUUGAGUUCAUCAACCGGCGGGAGAAGCCGCUGGCGCUGUAUGCCUUCUCCAACAAUAGCCAGGUGGUGAACCAGAUGUUGGAACGCACCAGCAGCGGUGGUUUUGGAGGCAACGAUGGCUUCCUCUACCUGACCCUACCAGCUCUGCCCCUGGGAGGAAUUGGCAACAGCGGGAUGGGCAGGUAUCACGGCAAGUUCUCCUUUGACACCUUCUCCCACCAGCGUGCCUGCCUGCUGCGCAGCCCAGGAAUGGAAAAGCUGAAUGAGCUCCGUUACCCGCCUUAUGGUUCCUGGAACCAGCAACUGAUAAGCUGGGCCAUGGGCUCCCAGAGCUGCACCCUCCUGUGAAUGCCACCUUGACUCCUCUCUCCUGCUGCCCUGCCCCAACCUACCUGAGCUUUCAGCA
This is a messenger RNA of Grammomys surdaster, 1433 nucleotides long. It is a transcript of the gene Aldh3b2, whose product is annotated as aldehyde dehydrogenase 3 family member B2. Gene Ontology annotation, molecular function: aldehyde dehydrogenase (NAD+) activity. Gene Ontology annotation, cellular component: cytoplasm. The transcript is spliced from 9 exons. The record is from RefSeq and is a predicted model, not a curated record. Lineage: Eukaryota; Metazoa; Chordata; Mammalia; Rodentia; Muridae. The coding region runs from base 47 to 1375 and encodes 442 amino acids. Gene Ontology annotation, biological process: aldehyde metabolic process.